AUGGUUGAGCUUGAUGAGCACCUUGGAACUGAACACAAAUACUGCAUUUCGUGCGAGAUCCAAUUUGAAACAGCUAACAAGCUGGCUCAACACGACAUAGAGGAGCACAACAUGUGUGUUACCUGUCGGCAGUUCUUCGACUCUCCUUCAAGUUUGUCUAGCGUUGCCAUCGGCUACCGUGAAGGAUUCGCCGAAAGAAGCAUCAUUUCAAUCAUCCCGUUCUUCAAUAGCCAAGCCGACGUACCGAAAAUGGCUUCUCGCAUUGACCCCCUUUGCCCCAACUAA
Penicillium brevicompactum is the source of this 285-nucleotide messenger RNA. RefSeq lists its product as uncharacterized. Bases 1 to 285 code for a protein of 94 amino acids. Lineage: Eukaryota; Fungi; Ascomycota; Eurotiomycetes; Eurotiales; Aspergillaceae. The record is from RefSeq and is a predicted model, not a curated record. The transcript is spliced from 2 exons.